Molecule: messenger RNA, 393 nt
Organism: Dictyostelium discoideum AX4
Lineage: Eukaryota; Evosea; Eumycetozoa; Dictyosteliales; Dictyosteliaceae
Exons: 1
Coding region: 1-393 (130 amino acids)
Source: RefSeq, a predicted model, not a curated record
AUGAAUGCAGAAUUAUUUCAAUUUCCAAAUAAUAAAAAAAAUUUAAAAAGAGCUCAUGAUGACAGUGAUGAAGCCUUUUUCAAUAAAAAGAAUGAUAAUAGUUUAAAAGAAUUCAGAACUGAUGUUGUUUUUCAAGAUUUUCAAGUAAACAAUUAUAAUUAUAAUUUUAAUCAAACUCAACAAAACUUUUAUUCAAUGGGUAGCAUCCAAAGCCACACACCAAGUAUUGUAGUUCCAAAUCCAUCAAUUUCAAAGCCUCCACAACUAAUAAAUCAAAAUAAUAUUAACAUUCAAUCAUCAAUUCCAAAUAUUAAUAUAACUAGUAAUAUUAACCAAAACAAUUUAAACGUUUUAAAUAGAAACCCAAAAAAUUGUUUAAAUCAUUUUUUUUGA